Molecule: messenger RNA, 927 nt
Organism: Symbiodinium sp. CCMP2592
Lineage: Eukaryota; Dinophyceae; Suessiales; Symbiodiniaceae
Source: the annotation of a GenBank genome assembly
AUGGACCGCGAUCCUCUGCACGACAGCGUCUUGGAAGACGCCACUGCAGCCGAAGACGACGAUGAGGAGGGUGCCGAGAGUGACCAAGGGUCGGUGCCCACAUCUCCAAUGACGGCGGCGGAACGGGAUCACCCACCGACCACGAUCCCGCCCGGUAUGCCGCCGAAUGGACCGCUCCCACCGCAGCCAGUCAAUGUCCCGCUCAACAUGGCCUACUUCAGAGCCAGGAGGAUGGAGCCCAGUGCAGGAUCGACCUCAGCCUCAGCCGGAGUGGACUCUACGGGAGCAGGUACGGCGAGGCCAACAGGGGCCCCACCGGGGGAAGCCGAAGGUACACCGAGCAGUUUAGCGGCCAACAUCCUUCACCAUCUCCAGUUGACUGGACCGGCCACGCCGGCAGAAGAGUACGUACUUCCGAGGACAGAUCCACGGGACCUUCGCAAUGCCCUCUUCGAUCUGCCGGACCGCCGCGGCUCCUCGCAUGAUACUGCUGAGGGCGCUCAUGGAGUUUCUGCUGAAGGUGGAGUGGAAGGGGAUCAAGAGUCUGAAGGACAUACCACGGACCCGAACGCCUCGGACAGUGUUCAGGACCGUGCCACUGUGCCGCCUCCCUCCGACAACCUGGCAGCGACUUCUAUCACUUCCACACUGCCCCCUCUAGAAGGCCAUCCGCACCACGCAGAUCUGGCAGGAGCAGUGCCCAACGACACCGACACGCUGUACGAAUCGGAGGACGGGCUGGUUUGCUUUGACCUGGGGUUGGCAACAGCAUGCUUACGUGAAACUCGCGAGUGGCUCAGUAUGUAUCGGGAGGAUGCUCGUGGCUCAGGGACGUCCCGCAAUGCCGAAAGAUCGAGAUCACGCUCUCGUCCCGGCAGCCUGCUCCAGAUCCAGACCCUCACAACAGGUGGGCACACCAGGACCUGA